Drepanopeziza brunnea f. sp. 'multigermtubi' MB_m1 is the source of this 1575-nucleotide messenger RNA. RefSeq lists its product as uncharacterized. Gene Ontology annotation, cellular component: chromatin. The record is from RefSeq and is a predicted model, not a curated record. Gene Ontology annotation, biological process: protein sumoylation. Lineage: Eukaryota; Fungi; Ascomycota; Leotiomycetes; Helotiales; Drepanopezizaceae. Gene Ontology annotation, molecular function: SUMO ligase activity; zinc ion binding.
AUGGCUUCCAUGGGGGGUGGUAGCCUCGACCCUGAACCCCUCAUCAGACAAGUGAGACUUGGUGGCUAUGUCAACAGACUCCUCCAGAGCAUCUGCGGUGUUGAAGGCAUCAGUAAAGUUGGUGUCAAAGCCGAACUACAAAACCGCAUCAUUCAACAAAUAAAUCUGCACGCAAAGAAUAACGACAGACCCAGAUUCCAACGGCUUAAAGACGCCAUCGAUAGUCCUCACCGGAUAGACUCACACAACAACAUCGCAGCGAGCGCCUCCUCUUCCCCAAUGCCACCACCGAAUCCAUAUUUGAACCCACCGCAACCGCCGGUGGCCUUCGCAUACAACUUGGCCAAUAUGGCACCUGGAGCGGCAAGUGUCUUUCGACCGACUGGUAACCCGAGAGUCGAAUUUAAGCCAAGUCCUUACUACCAAAUCCAAGAUCAGAUCGGUAACCCCUCACCUUGCGAAGUGAUGACGCAUCACAGAAAUACUGUGAAGAUCAACAUCCGCGUACAAGACAACCCAAUUCUUUCCCGUGUUGGUCGUGGCGAAGAUAACCUUAGGGUGAUGGUGUUCUGCGCUGGUGACGUGCAAGGCCGCCAAGACAUCGCAUUCCCUCACCAAUCCGAGAUCAAGGUCAACGGGGGCGAAGUCAAGGCCAACCUAAGGGGUCUCAAGAAUAAGCCAGGCUCUACCAGACCAGUUGAUAUCACCAAGGACCUUCGUCUCAACAUCAAUGCAUACAACAACUCUGUUGAGAUGACUUAUGCCUUGACAAGCAAGAAAUUCUAUUUAAUCGUCUAUGUCGUCAAGGCUGUCCCUGUCACGGACUUGGUCAAGAAAUUGGAGAAUGGCAGGAGAAUUACCGAAAAAUCAGUUCUUGAAGAUAUGCGUAACAAGGCUCGCGACACAGAUAUUGUCACGACUGCUUCUGUUCUCUCGCUCAAAUGCCCCCUCUCAACCUUGAGGAUCGAUCUGCCCUGCCGAUCGAUAUCUUGCCGCCACAACCAGUGUUUUGAUGCCACAUCCUACCUCCAACUGCAGGAGCAAGGUCCCACUUGGCUUUGUCCAAUCUGCAACAACUCUGCGCCGUUUGACAGCUUAGCUGUCGACGAAUAUGUUAAAGACAUCUUGAAGAACACGUCGAGAUCUACCGAUCAGGUCAUAAUACAACCAGAUGGAAAGUGGGAACUCAACGACAAGAAAACGGAAAAUACAAAACAGCCGAGACGGCCAAAUGGUGUUGCGAGCGACUCUGAUGACGACCUUGUCGAGAUCACGAAGGAGGGUAGUUCGGUGAAGAUCAGUACCCCUCAGCUCAGCAAAAUGGCAAAUGGUGUCAUUUCUCAAGUAUCUCGCGAGCUGUCGAGUGCAAGAGAGUCGGUCGGCUCCACGAGCAGCAAAAGACCCAUCUCAGCCGUCAUAGAUCUAACAUCCAGUGGGGAUGAGGAUGACGAGCCAAUUUCCAGGCAGGCAAAACGCCAGUUUAACGCAAACGGCUAUGGAGCACCGCCAACAAGUGUACCUGCCUACCGUCCUGCACCACCACCAGGCGCUACCUACCCCCCACCACAUAUUUGA